Molecule: messenger RNA, 1884 nt
Organism: Oldenlandia corymbosa var. corymbosa
Lineage: Eukaryota; Viridiplantae; Streptophyta; Magnoliopsida; Gentianales; Rubiaceae
Source: the annotation of a GenBank genome assembly
AUGGGUUCUUCCAGUACCAGAUCUCUGCCUAAAGUCACAAUAUGUUGCAUUGCAGUGCUACUGUUUCUUUCCUGCUUCAGUUUUACUACUACAGAAGCUUAUGAUGCUGUUGAUCCAAAUGGAAACAUCACAAUCAAAUGGGACGUCAUAAGUUGGACCCCUGAUGGCUAUGUUGCGGUUGUCACACUUUACAACUUCCAAAAACAUCGUCCCAUUCGAGCACCGGGAUGGACUUUGGGGUGGUCAUGGGCCAGGAAAGAGGUGAUAUGGAGCAUGGUGGGAGCUCAAACAACUGAGCAAGGAGAUUGUUCGAGAUAUAAAGGCAACAUUCCACAUUCUUGUAAGAAAACUCCAACUGUGGUUGAUCGGUUGCCGGGGACGCCUUACAAUCAGCAAAUAGCAAAUUGUUGCAAGGGAGGAGUGGUAGCUCCAAAUGAUGUGAGUUCAUUUCAAAUUAGUGUUGGUGCUGCAGGAAACACCAACAGGACAGUUAAGUUGCCGGUGAACUUCACAUUGUUAGCACCAGGACCAGGAUACACUUGUGGAUUUGCUAAACUUGUUAAACCUACUCUAUUCAUCACCCCAGAUGGAAGGAGGACAACCCGAGCUUUGAAAGCUUAUGAUCCACUUGAUCCAAAUGGAAACAUCACCAUCAAAUGGGAUGUUAUAAGUUGGACCCCUGAUGGCUAUGUGGCUGUUGUCACGCUUUUCAACUUCCAACAAUAUCGCCAUAUUCAAGCACCAGGCUGGACUUUGGGAUGGUCAUGGGCCAAGAAAGAGGUUAUAUGGAGCAUGGUGGGAGCUCAAACAACUGAGCAAGGAGAUUGUUCAAGAUAUAAAGGCAACGUACCACAUUGUUGCAAGAAAACUCCAACUGUGGUUGACUUGUUGCCGGGGACGCCUUAUAAUCAGCAAAUUGCCAAUUGCUGCAAGGGAGGGGUGAUAAAUUCAUUUGUACAGGACCCAUCCAAUGCUGCAAGUUCAUUCCAAGUUAGUGUUGGUGCUGCAGGAACCACCAACAAGACUGUUAGGGUGCCAAGAAACUUUACCUUGUUAGCACCAGGACCAGGAUAUACUUGUGGACCUGCUAAAAUUGUUAAAGCUACCAAAUUCUUUACCCAAGAUGGAAGGAGGACAACACAAGCUAUGAUGACAUGGAACGUUACAUGUACAUAUUCUCAGUUCUUGGCUCAGAAAACUCCGAGUUGCUGUGUUUCACUCUCUUCCUUCUACAAUGAUACUAUUGUCCCUUGUCCAACCUGCACAUGUGGCUGCCAAAAUACUUCUCAUCCAGGGAGCUGUGUAGACCCUAAUAAUGCGCCACAUCUAGCAUCUGUUGUUCCGGCCAAUGGGAAGACCACUAACCUUGCACCUCUUGUCCAAUGCACAAGUCAUAUGUGUCCUAUACGAGUUCAUUGGCACGUAAAACUCAACUACAAAGAGUACUGGCGUGUUAAGGUCACAAUAACGAAUUUCAAUUACAGAAUGAACUACUCCCAAUGGAACUUAGUGGUUCAACACCCCAACUUUGACAACCUGACUCAAAUAUUCAGCUUUAACUACAAAUCUCUGACUCCUUAUGAAGCUAUAAAUGAUACUGCCAUGCUUUGGGGAGUUAAAUUCUACAAUGAUUUCCUUGAGCAAGCUGGUCAAUAUGGAAAUGUUCAAUCAGAGCUGCUCUUUAGGAAAGAUAAAAACACUUUCACUUUUGAUAAGGGAUGGGCUUUCCCUCGAAGGAUCUACUUCAAUGGUGAUAACUGUGUUAUGCCACCUCCUGAUUCAUAUCCAUAUUUACCCAAUGCCAGUUCCAGGCACGGUAUCUCAGCUGCUAUUUUAGUGGGCACUCUUUUGUCAACCAUUGCAUUCUUCUUCGGAUGUCUGUGA